CCGUCACGUGACGCGGCGGGGGCCCGGCGGGCGGGGUAGGAGGGUCCCGGUGGUUCCCGGUGGGUCCCGGGGAUGCGGUGGCGGCUCCUGCUGCUGCUCAGCGCCGCCGCCGGCUGCUGCUGGGGCCUCGCCGCGGGCAAGACGCUGCGGGGCGGCUUCGCCAGCGCCGCCGCCCGCCGGGAGCCGUGGCGGCCCGUGGCGCGCUUCCAGUUCCACGGUGACCAUGCUCUUCUGUGCGUCAGAAUCAAGAACACAGCAGUAGCUGUGGCAAAAGCAGCUAGACUUCACCUCUUUCAAGGACAGGAAUGGCAGAAGCUGGAGAACAGUGUCCAAGAUCACAGCUGUACAGAGAAGUUCUCUAAAGCUCAGCUGACAAUGACUGUGAACCACACAGAGCAAAAUCUGACAGUGUCCCAGAUUCCUUAUCCGGAAACAUGGUAUGUGUUUUAUGUAGACAAGUUUACCUGCGAAGAGAAUUAUUCUGAAUCCGAGGAUAUUCAGUUUGAAAUGGUCUUACUAAACCCAGAUGCAGAAGGGAAUCCAUUAGAUCACUUUAGCGCAGGGGAAUCUGGAUUACAUGAAUUCUUUUUCCUGCUUGUCCUAGUAUACUUCAUAACUGCUUGCAUAUAUGCACAAUCCCUGUGGCAAACAAUUAGGAAGCGUGGACCUAUGCAUGGUGUAUUAAAGGUGUUGACAAUUGCAUUACUGUUGCAGGCUGGUUCAGCUUUUGCCAACUACCUGCAUUUCUCAAGUUAUUCUAGAGAUGGGAUAGGAGCUCCUUUUAUGGGAAGUCUGGCAGAAUUGUGUGACAUAGUCUCACAGAUACAAAUGCUGUAUUUAUUGUUGAGUCUGUGUAUGGGCUGGACAAUAGGCAGAAUGAAGAAAUCUCAUGGCAGACCUCUUCAGUGGGAUUCCAGUCCAGCGUCUACCGGCAUUGCUGUAGUAGUUGUUGUUACACAGAGCAUUUUGUUAAUUUGGGAGCAGUUUGAAGAUACAAAUCACCACAGCUACCAUUCGCACCAUGGCUUGGCGAGCGGGCUGCUCAUUGGCCUCAGAGUCUGCCUAGCUCUGUCCCUGGCUGCUGGGCUGUACCAGAUUAUCACAGUGGAGAGAAGCACACUGAAAAGGGAGUUCUACAUCACCUUUGCCAAAGCCUGCAUUCUCUGGUUUCUGUGCCACCCAUGUCUUGCAACCAUCACUGUAAUAUUCAGAGAAUAUCAAAGAGAAAAGAUUAUUACCAUAGGUGUUAUCCUCUGUCAGUGCAUCUCCAUGGUUAUCCUCUACAGACUUUUUCUAUCUCAUAGUCUAUAUUGGGAAGUAUCAUCACUGUCAUCAGUGACAUUGCCACUAACAAUAUCCUCUGGACAUAAAAAUCGACAUCACUUCUGAGAUGUUUAGGAAGAAUACAUUAUGUAAUAAAUGUGCAAUAAUGACUUGAAUAUACAGAUAUUUUUGUCACAAGUGUAUGAUACAUUGGUUUCACUGGAAAACUGAGUGAUAAUAUCAAAGCACUUCACAGACCUUUAGUCUGACAAGAUUUCUAGAUUAAUGUGUUAAAAAUAUUGUGGAGUGUAAAAAUCCAUAAUUUGAAGAGUUUUAUAGAUACUCUUUAACAAGUGGUGCUGAGCUGUAUCACAGAAGAGUACAAUGAAUCUUUUCUCUCCCAUUCACGGACACCAAAAAUGCCACUACUUUGUGUCAAUACCAGGUUUGAAGGUCUUAUAAAAUGGAGUUCUUAAAACAUCUACAUGCUCAAACAAGUUUUAAAUAGGACAGUUGUGAAACUGGUGUGAUGCAUAACGAUGACUAAAAGGGGUUUUGUAUUUUUAUGCUUUAGAGAAAAUGCAUUUUAGUGUAGAAAAUGCAUUGCAGUGUAGAAGAUGGGGAAAGAAAGAAGGGAGAAUCAUCUAGAAAACAUAUGUAAAAUGUUCACAACUGUCUGCAAGAAACUUUCCUUUAUCAUGAGUAUAAAAGAAAAGCCUUUUUUUGCAUCUAAUGUUCAUACUGGUUAAAAUCCUAAUGGGAAUGUAAAUAGGGUUUACGUCUUCCUUUUAAAAAAAAAAAAAGAAAAUGUAACUAAAAAUUUCAUCUAGUAACCAAGGUUUGAACAGUUUUUGAGGCUUGGAGUACAUAGCAACAUGAAGGUAAUUAAAACAGCAGCCUUGCAUCUUUUAAAGGAGGAAAAAAAAGGCAAAGAAAAUGGAAUGGGUGAUGUGGUACUAGAAUUUUAAUCCUGAUAUAAUUCAUUUCUGUUACAUUGAGGAUUCAAUCAUAAUUAAGCCAUAUACACAGAUUAAAUUAACAGAAGCAUUUCAAAUAAAUGUUGGUUUCAGUCAUCAACUACCCAUGAAUUCCUGCCCAAGGAUACUUAAUCAGGAUUAAAUUUUCUAUGAAUAAUUGAAAAACAAAAUACUCACUGGAUUUGUUAUAAUCCAUGUUGGCACUGGGUUCUAAGUAGUUGCCAUCUUCCAUCCAUUGUAAUAAAGCCAUUCUACUUUGUGAUGCCCUAGCAUCCAGAAAGCCAGUGUAAAUAUAUACUUUAUUGAAGUGCCUAUUUAUAGAGUAUGAUUAAAUCAUGCUGACAUUUUUUUUCUUUCAUAAUAAGAGCAUACCUAUUGCUAUUGUGAGUGAAAUUUUUCAUUUUGGAUUUAGCUUUGUUUAAACUUCAUACAUGUGUGUUUCUUCACAAAAUUAUUUUAUUUUCUAGUAAAUCAUUGUUGGUUUCUUCCUAACAGUGUGUAUUUGAUUAUGUCUCUGUGAAAAUGUGAAGACACUGGUUCUAGCUUUAAAAUUGCCCUAAGUUUUCCAUUUAUCUGCCUCAGUUGUGAGCGUAGUUGAAACAUAAGUCUGUUCCAUUUUAGUUUAGAGGCAAAACUAGAUAUUUGCCUUUGACUAAGGCAAAAUGGCAACAUGACAAAGUUGCUCAUUAAAUCAUCUCCUUUCUUAUUGUUUGUAAUUCAGAUCAAGAAUGGCAGGUUGAGGCUAGAAAAGAUGAGAUAUUAUGAUUUCACACCAUAUUUAGAAUGAUUAAAAGAUUAAUUAUUACAUUCCUCUGAUAACCACAUAAAAAUAUUAUUGGUUAAAACUUAAGUCUUUAUUUCCUUGCUUAUCUCUGUACUUUUCAUCUUCUCAAGAAAAAAAGCAUUCUGGUUAUGAUAAGUCUCCAAUAAUGUAGUAAAAGAGUUCAAUCUGUCCUCAUGUAUAAGACUUCAAAUUCACACAUAAAAUAGAAUUUUCUGAUAGGCACAAGUACUGCUUUACGGUUUAUGAUCCAUUAUGAUAAAAGUUUUAAUCUAUGCAAAAAAAAUUCUAUGUGACUUUCAGAAGAGGCACUCCAUUUGUUUUGUUCUCCAGAAGUACUGUCUUACUUCCUGUAGUUCUUCUGACUUGACUUGGUCAGUAUUAUGAUACCAUUUACCUUAUUUUCACUUUAUAGAUACACCCCACAACAAAUCAUGGUUCAUUAGGGCAAGCAUGAAACAUAAGGUGUUGCCUUUUGCAUCUUUCCCACAUUGCCCCAUAAGUCAACAGGUAACAUUAGUUUCUUAGUUUGGCAUUGGAUCCAGUUACUUGGAAAUAAAUUUUAAUUUUGCUAUUAAUGUACUGUAGCAAUGAAGUAUCACUUUUUCAUGCAAAGUAGUACAAAUGGUCUCUUAGCAGAUAAGCAGUGCUCACCAGUUUGGUGUUAUUAGCUAAUAAAACAGUAUGUCAAAGUGAGGUACUGUAGCAGUAUGUCACUAUGACUGCAGUAAUAUUCAGUUAAUUUGGUGCAGGAUAUCUUGGGGAAGUGGGAAAUCUUCAAGUAUGACUAAUGGACAAAGUCUCAUACUUCACCUGUACUCUGCAUUGUAACUUACGGCCUCUGAUCAUGCCAGAGGAGUGGUUCAAGUGUGUAAAAGUCUCUCUCUUCUUUCUAGCUUGUAUCUCCUGGGAGAACAGCUGAUAAGACCUUGCUUUUUUCGUGCUUAUCCACACUGUUACCCAUUCUAUCAAUUUGAUUUUCUAACUUCAUCUUAAAAAAAUAGCUUCCAGCCUUCUUCCAGUUGUCCUCAAUCUGUAUCCCAACUUGAAAACUGUACUUCUAAAAUGUGCUGUCACCCAAAAACAAAAAAAAAGAUACUCAUUUUCUGUCACACACUGAGGCUUUUGUAUGCAUCAGCUGGUGUUGUGCCCUACAUCAGGACUGCAUUAGGUGACAGCAGUGGACAAAAGCGUUCCUCCAGUGCCCCCAUAGCUCCCAUCUGUACGAGGCAUGGGUUUGUGCUUGCUGAAAGCUGCCAUGCACCUGAGGAAUGUUUGGGGAGAGCUUCAGGAGUUCCAGGCUCCCUGACACCUCACUGCUGCAUGGGCCGAAGCAGGGUCCCCCUGAGGGCAGCACUGCCCAUGCUGACCAUGGUGAGCAGCACUGUCGAGGUCAGAGGACAUCUCACCUGAGAGUUUCUGUGCGUUAUGCAGUUCUGUUUUAAAUAAAGAUGGGGUUACUGUGUCUGCUCA
Taeniopygia guttata (zebra finch) is the source of this 4494-nucleotide messenger RNA. It is a transcript of the gene GPR180, whose product is annotated as G protein-coupled receptor 180. The record is from RefSeq and is a predicted model, not a curated record. NCBI's taxonomy places the organism in Eukaryota, Metazoa, Chordata, Aves, Passeriformes, Estrildidae. Gene Ontology annotation, biological process: response to pheromone; G protein-coupled receptor signaling pathway.